CCUGCAAGAUUACCAAUAUCAAACACACAAAAAAGAAAAGAAAAAUGACAGCAUUAAGAUCACUACUAAACGUUUCAUUGUUACUUCCUGUUCUUCUGCUCUCCCUUCCAUGGAUGCCAACUUCAGCAUCUUCUUCAGGUUAUGAAGAUAAUUUCUUUCAAUGUCUGUUGAACCUUUCUCAGCCUUCACAUCCAAUUACUUCUGCAAUUUUUGCUCCAGACAAUGCUUCAUACUCAUCUGUCUUGCAAUCUUAUAUUCGAAACCUUCGAUUUAACAUGUCCUCAACCCCGAAACCACUCCUUAUCGUUACUGCAUUGCAUGAAUCUCAUGUUCAAGCAUCCGUCGUUUGCGCCAGGAAACAUGGUCUGCAAAUGAAGAUCCGAAGCGGAGGCCAUGACUACGAGGGCGUUUCGUAUGUCUCCGAUGUCCCUUUCUUCGUCCUCGACAUGUUCAAUCUUCGAGCUGUAGAUGUUGAUGUAGAAAGCGAGACUGCUUGGGUUCAGGCUGGAGCAAUCCUUGGUGAAGUUUACUACAGAAUUGCUGAGAAAAGUAAGGUUCAUGGCUUUCCAGCUGGUAUUUGCCCUACAGUUGGUGUUGGAGGUCAUUUGAGUGGGGGUGGUUACGGUAACAUGAUGAGAAAGUACGGACUUUCUGCCGAUAACAUAAUCGAUGCCCAACUCGUUGAUGUCAAUGGCAGGCUUCUUGAUAGAAAAUCCAUGGGAGAAGAUCUUUUCUGGGCUAUCAGAGGCGGCGGAGGAGCUAGCUUCGGAGUAGUAAUAUCAUACAAAAUAAACAUUGUCCGCGUUCCAGAAGUGGUAACUGUGUUUCGAGUACAAAGAACUCUGGAACAGAAUGCAACUGACAUUGUCGAUAAAUGGCAACAUGUUGCCUAUAAUCUGGACGAUGAUAUCUUCAUCAGGCUUACUUUAGAAGUCGUUAAUGCAACUCAGGGCAAUGGAAAAACAGUCAGGGCCACGUUCAGAUGUAUGUUUCUUGGAGACUCUGCACGACUUCUUGCAACCAUGAAGGAAAGUUUUCCUGAAAUGGGUUUGGUUCAAUCUGAUUGUUUGGAAAUGAGUUGGCUUGAGUCGGUCCUGUUCUGGACAGACUUCGCAAUGGGAACUCCAACUACUGCUUUGCUUAGACGAACUCCACCAUCAAUUACCUACUUGAAGAGGAAAUCAGAUUAUGUGAAGAAACCAAUUCCAAGAGACGGGUUGGAGAAGCUUUGGCAGAAAAUGGUGGAGCUUCAAGUGCCAUCGUUAGCAUUCAAUCCUUAUGGGGGCAAAAUGGGUGAAAUUCCAUCUACAGCACUUCCAUUUCCACACAGAACUGGUAAUUUAUGGAAGAUUCAGUAUGCAACAAACUGGAAUGUGGAAGGAACUGAAGCAGCAAAUCACUACAUAGAUUUAACAAGGCAACUAUAUGACUUCAUGACUCCUUAUGUGUCAAAGGAUCCAAGGGAAGCCUUCCUGAAUUACAGAGAUCUUGAUCUGGGUAUUAACCAUAAUGAUGGUAAGAAGAAAAGCUACUUAGAAGGGAGAACUUACGGAAUCCAAUAUUUUAAAGAAAACUUUGACAGGUUGGUCCAGGUCAAGACCAAAGUUGAUCCUGGUAAUUUCUUUAGAAAUGAACAAAGCAUUCCUACUUUUCCUUACUGGAAGUAGAAGGAAUCUAUAGGUUUAUAUUUAGCUACCUGAUUGCUUGGAUAUAGAAUAAUUAUAAAGUGUUUGAAACUUGUAAACAAUUUAUGCCUUUAUGAUUAUUUGGAAAUAUUCAUCUUUGUUGUAGAUUGUUUUAUUAAUUUUACAUUGUUUUCUAUAUUUCCUUAAA
Molecule: messenger RNA, 1833 nt
Organism: Ricinus communis (castor bean)
Lineage: Eukaryota; Viridiplantae; Streptophyta; Magnoliopsida; Malpighiales; Euphorbiaceae
Product: berberine bridge enzyme-like 8
Exons: 1
Coding region: 45-1667 (540 amino acids)
Molecular function (GO): oxidoreductase activity; FAD binding
Source: RefSeq, a predicted model, not a curated record